This is a messenger RNA of Stegostoma tigrinum, 4234 nucleotides long. RefSeq names its product cadherin-2-like. Gene Ontology annotation, molecular function: calcium ion binding; cadherin binding. Gene Ontology annotation, cellular component: presynaptic active zone membrane; adherens junction; apical part of cell. Gene Ontology annotation, biological process: cell morphogenesis; homophilic cell-cell adhesion; brain development. The record is from RefSeq and is a predicted model, not a curated record. NCBI's taxonomy places the organism in Eukaryota, Metazoa, Chordata, Chondrichthyes, Orectolobiformes, Stegostomatidae. Bases 400 to 3009 code for a protein of 869 amino acids. The transcript is spliced from 15 exons.
UUGGAGCUGUGAUAGAGGGGGUGGAGUGUUCGAGCCUGAGCUCUGGGAGUGUGAAACAGGAGGAUAGAGGGGUGGGGGUGAGAGAGUGAGACUGAGAGCUCUCGCUAGGAUAGACAGAUAGAGGUAGGGGAGAGGAAGAGAGAGAGAGAGACAGAGCCUGCUGCCGCAGUUUGAGACAGAGACAGCGAGCGGCUCCCAUUGUGUUUUAUUACAGGGACCUGCCCGCUCCGCAAGCAAACACCGCAUCCUCUGUAAGGCGAGAGGCAGAACCGGCAGGCGGCCGGGGAACAGCCUGAAGCCGGCACAAGGACACCGGCACGUAGGGAGCGACAGAACCGAGUGAAAGCGAAACAGUUGGGGAGCCGCCACCGGUUCCAGGGCGGCAGCGGACUGUGCCUCAUGUCGGCUCUCGGGGCGGCGGCGUUACUGCUGCUGCUGGCGGCGGCGCUGAGGGUGAAGUGCGCGCCAGUGACCUUGCCAUGCACACCUGGAUUUUCGGAAGAUACUUACAAUGCAGUCGUUUCAAGGACCAUUCGUGAAGGGCAGCCUCUUUUAAAUGUUGGCUUUGAUGACUGUUUCCAAGGUUUGGCGGUACAGUUUGAAACGAAUAACCGGAGUUUCAGGGUCCAGCGUGAUGGUGUGGUGUAUGCAACUGAAAACAUUCACCUCUCUGGGAAACAGCUGAAGUUCGUGGUCACGGCCCGGAGAAUGGAGAGCCCUGAACAAUGGCAUACUGUUGUCAAAUUGACCGUGAAACCAGAAGGAAGCACCAGGCAGAAAGGACAGCAGACCUGGAAGCCGAGAAAUGCUGUCCUACCUCAGAACGUUCCGGACAUCUUUUUCCCACGAUUCCAGCCGCAAUACCCGGGUCAUCUGAAACGUCAGAAGAGAGACUGGGUCAUUCCACCAAUCAAUGUUCCUGAAAAUUCUCGUGGCCCCUUCCCUCAGGAUUUGGUCACGAUCCGCUCCGACCGCGAUAAAAACCGUUCACUACGCUACAGUGUCACAGGGCCAGGGGCAGAUCAGCCACCAGCUGGAAUCUUCAGCAUUAAUCCCAUCUCCGGUCAGCUCGUUGUGACGAAACCUCUGGAUCGGGAACAGAGAGCUUCCUACCACCUACGAGCCCACGCAGUGGAUCUGAAUGGAAAUCAAGUGGAAAAUCCAAUUGACAUAGUUAUCAACGUCAUUGAUAUGAACGAUAACCGCCCAGAGUUUCUGCAUCAAGUCUGGAAUGGUUCUGUCCCAGAAGGAUCGAAACCAGGCACAUUUGUGAUGGCAGUCACUGCGGUAGAUGCUGAUGAUCCUAAUUCCGCCAAUGGCUUGUUGAGGUACAAGAUUCUCUCCCAAAUGCCAAACAGCCCGUCUCCAAACAUGUUCACAAUCAAUAACCAGACUGGUGAUAUCGUCACUGUCGCAGCUGGCCUUGACAGAGAGAAAGUUCCACAGUACACCUUAAUCAUCCAGGCCACUGAUAUGGAGGGUAGCCCCACAUACGGCCUCUCGAACACAGCAACCGCGGUCAUUAAAGUCACCGACGUCAAUGACAACCCACCAGAGUUCACUACUGCCACGUUCUAUGGAGAAGUACCAGAAAAUAGAAUUGAUGUAAUUGUUUCAAAUCUGACUGUAACGGACAAGGAUCACCCUCACACCGCAGCCUGGUAUGCAGUUUAUAGGAUAACCAGUGGAGAUCCUUCAGGACACUUUGCUGUGCCAACCGACCCCAUCAGUAAUGAUGGUCUGGUAACAGUUAUUAAGCCUAUUGACUAUGAAAGCAGCAGAGCCUUUGUACUGACAGUCAUGGCUGUAAAUCAGGACCCUUUGACAAAAGGCAUUCAGCUCCCCCCUCAAUCAACAGCCACUGUCUCCAUUACGGUUAUUGAUCUCAAUGAGAGCCCGUAUUUUGUUCCAAACCCGAAGCUGAUCAGGCAGGAAGAGGGCCUACCUGAGGGCAAACUCCUCACCAUCUUCACAGCAGAGGACCCAGAUCGCUACAUGCAGCAGACAAUCAGAUACUCGAAGUUGUCGGAUCCGGCAAACUGGCUCAAAAUUGAUCCAAUCAGAGGCCAAGUCACCACCAUUGCCACACUGGAUCGCGAGUCCCCUUAUGUUAAAAAUAACAUGUACAAUGCAACUUUUCUGGCAUCUGACAGUGGCAUCCCCCCAGCAAGUGGGACAGGCACCCUCCAGAUCUACCUGCUCGACAUCAACGACAACGCGCCACAGAUCUUCCCCGAGGAAGUCUCCAUCUGCGAGAAGCCAGACCCAAAUGCCAUCAACAUCACUGCCGCCGACGCCGAUGUCGACCCGAACACGGGACCAUUCGCCUUCGAGCUCCCCGACAGCCCAGAAGACAUCAGGAGGAACUGGACCAUAACUCGGCUCAGUGGUGAUUAUGCGCAGUUGAGACUGAAGAUUGGAAUCCUGGACGACGGCCUUUAUGAAGUGCCUAUAAUGAUCAUGGACUCUGGAAACCCUCCCAUGUCUGCCACCUCAGUUCUGCUUGUCAAAGUCUGCCCGUGUGAUGAGAACGGCGACUGUACAUCGGUCCAAGCGAUUGUUGCGGCUGGGUUGGGAACUGGGGCUAUCAUUGCCAUUCUGCUGUGCAUCAUCAUCCUGCUCAGUGAGUACCCGGAUUAUGACCUGAGCCAGCUCCAGCAGCCUGACGCAGUCGAGCCCGAUGCGAUAAAACCCAUUGGGAUCCGACGAGUGGAUGAACGGCCCAUUCAUGCUGAGCCUCAGUAUCCUGUCCGCUCUGCCGCCCCUCACCCCGGUGACAUUGGAGACUUCAUCAACGAGGGGCUCAAGGCCGCAGACAACGAUCCCACAGCACCCCCUUACGACUCGUUGCUGGUGUUCGACUACGAGGGAAGUGGUUCCACCGCAGGCUCUUUGAGUUCCCUCAACUCGACAAGUUCUGGGGGAGACCAGGACUACGACUAUCUGAAUGACUGGGGCCCCCGGUUCAAGAAGCUGGCAGACAUGUAUGGUGGUGGCAGCGACUGCUAGGCACUCUCUCCUCUCCAGCGCAAGUGGGAAUGUUUGCAGACUCUUUUUAAAGAACUUCUGACUGAUUUGUUUCCAGCAGCAGCCAACACAAAUACACACGCAGGCACGCACGCACGCACACAGACAAAAAAAAGAGCUAGGCUUUUACAUGUUAGUCAACUUGUUAAAACACACAUUGGAAGCUAUGGUACAGGCUGCAAACUACUUGCGUGAAUGGAGUUAUUGGUAAACUGACACUGUUUUAAAGGAAAUAUUGAUGAGAGCUCUGUUACACUUGAAUCUCAAAGUACAGAAGCACCGGGAUUUUGUGCCUUUUUGUACACAUUUUUGAUCUCCAGAAUCAUUAGAUUUAUGUUACACGCUUUAAAAGUACCUGUGACAUCUCUGAAGUGAUAAUCCUCUUUCUCUUGAUCCUCUCCAAUUGCAGCACAGUGGAGAGGCUUACUCAAAGCUCGGUUAGACAAUGGUGAGCUAUUCUCUGCUUUUAGUUUAAAUAAGAUGCUAAGGACACCAAAUCUUUUUCUUUUUCGAAAAAAGAAGUAAGUAUCGCUUUUUGUUUCAGCGGGGAAAGUGAGCAGAUUUCAGAUCACAGAUUUUCAAAAGCACUGCAGUAAAUUGAAACACGCUGAGACUUACUGAAGGUUAUCAGUGUCCCCUGAUGUUCGUCUCGGCACUGUGAAACUUACAUUUUCUCAAGCCAGAGAAGAAAAUGAGAGUUUAAUUUCAGCCUCGAGCUGAAAAGUGGUAUUAAUUUUUUUGUUUUAUUUUUUCUGUUUGUACAAAAAGAAAGUGUACAUAAUGUUCAGAGACCUAUUCGACAGACCAGUUCCAAACCUUCAGAUCAUGUCGUCAGGAAAAAAAAGAGAGAAACUUUGGGCGAUUCAUAUUUUUCUUUUUUGCAUGUUUUUACCGUUUGUUUUCACAAAGGGAAUAGGUAUUGACGAAGAAAUGCUUUUGGAGCAAGUGAUGUUGACCAGUUUGAAAACUUAGAUAGACCAUGACAACUAUUCUUCUUUUCUAAUUCUUAAUUAGCACAAAUGUUUUACAUGAUUUGUACCAAAUACGAAGAGGGGUGAGGGAAGAUGCUGGUGGCACACAGAUUAAAGAACAGCUUUUGAUCCAGGAGAAAAUUGUGACAAUGGCUUCUGCCAGUUUUGCUGUGUACCAGAAUCAGAACAUUUCACCUCUGGCCCGGAUAUAAAUUAAAGGCUACUUUUUGAAUUUU